Hermetia illucens (black soldier fly) is the source of this 1393-nucleotide messenger RNA. Its product is annotated as RYamide neuropeptides. The coding region runs from base 286 to 723 and encodes 145 amino acids. The transcript has 4 exons. The record is from RefSeq and is a predicted model, not a curated record. Lineage: Eukaryota; Metazoa; Arthropoda; Insecta; Diptera; Stratiomyidae.
UGUUCAGUUCAAACGGUGCGCUAUAGGUGUUAAAGUCUCAACAAGGAGUUGACAUAGUCCGCAGAGGAUCUAACCAGUUCCCAUCUGAGAAUAGUCGUUAGAUAAGCUUCAACUGUGCUAGUUACGGAUAGUGGAAAAGUGAUAGUUCAGAGAUACAGUGCAACUAAAAAAAACCAGUGAGUGUGAAAAGUAGUUACUUUCAAAUCUAAAAUCCCAAGGAAGAUUGAAAUAAUUUCAGAUUGAAAUUUACUAACCGUUGUAGUAUUCAUUCAUACUUAAAAGAAAAUGGCAAGCGCGUCGUUUGUUCUUCCUUUGGCUCUUCUGGCUGUUUUGAUGGUUGUAGUUGCGAGUGAACAGCCUCCUGAUUCAAUAGAAAUGGCGGAAAGGAAACCAGAAGAAGCAACUGGAAAUAAAAGGGCAUCGUUCUUUGUGGGAAGUCGAUACGGCAGAUCCUACUAUGGAAACUCAAAAGCAGGACGUGUCAACGUUGCACCACGAAACGACCGAUUCUUUUUGGGCUCACGUUACGGAAAACGAAAUAAUGAAUACAUACCAGCAACAGAUGCAGAACAGCAGGAUUCGAAUUCAGUAUUAACCUCGUCGACCCAUGCUAAAUUCUUCACAAUGUCCUGUGUUCACACCGGAUUCAAGAAUUUUUUCAGAUGUAAUUCUGUGAACGACAUCGACAACUACAUUCAACGCUUGACGAACGACGACCAGUAAAGAUGCUCCAAGCUCCCGAACAACCGCAUGCCCAACAUCCUAAACUUUUUAUAAUAGAUUUCAAAGGAAUACUUCCCGAUUGUUCUUGGUUACGGCAAUAGCAAUACCAAAUCAGCAAAUCACAAAGCUUCAAGGAUUCAUGACUUAUAUAUACUAUCAUUAACGACAUAUUACAUACUUAACAGAUACAUCCAUUCUAAAACUGCUCAUCAAACUUAUAGAUAAAUGUGAAUGAUUAUAAGGACUGGGGCUAUGUGGGCUGGGCAUGGCCUCAGUCCUGCUGCAAUAUGUAAGUGUAAUUAGGCAUCUUCCCAAUAGAUUUUUCCCGUUUUCAUCCCUAAUUUGUAUUUCCACUGCAAAAGUAUUUUAGUUUUUGAACCUUAGGAGGAACAGUCAAUUGUUCAAGUAAUUUUUGUUUUAUGACUUCGAUAAAGAUACAAUAACUGUUCUUAUGUCUUCAAAGUAUAUUCUAAAGAUUGAAAACAUGUUAAGAUGCAUUGUUGAUUUUAAAAUAUUAAAUUGUCUUAUUUAGUUUACUUUGGUAUACAAUAAGACAAAUAUAUAUUGUAUGUGUUGUAAAUUUCCAAUAUUUACUUAGAAUAAGUGAAAAUAUAAUUUACAAAUAUAAUGUGCAAUGUACUUAUUUAAUAAAUAAAAUUAUGAAAUUCAA